Messenger RNA from Plasmodium gonderi, 1812 nucleotides. Its product is annotated as conserved Plasmodium protein, unknown function. The transcript has a single exon. NCBI's taxonomy places the organism in Eukaryota, Apicomplexa, Aconoidasida, Haemosporida, Plasmodiidae. Bases 1 to 1812 code for a protein of 603 amino acids. The record is from RefSeq and is a predicted model, not a curated record.
AUGAAAGGAACGAACGGCUUUGGGAGAGUAAGAAAAAGGAUAAAGGGAUUACUGAUAGGUUAUGAUAAGGUAACAAAUUCAUACUUAUGUCGGAGAGAAGAUAUAAUCGGUUCAAGUGAUUUUACUUCAUGGGACAGCAAAAUUCGAAGUAGAUACACAAAAUCAAUAAUUUUGCAAAAGGAGAGUUGUUCCUUACUUAAAAGUGUAAUCAAUGCAAUGUACAAGAAUGAGGAGUUGAAUAAAAAAUUUCUGAGUCUCGUGAAAUAUUCCCUGUAUUUGAACCCUCACAAUGUUGGAAGUUUGUUUAAUUUAGUUCAUUUUUAUUUUAACAAAAAUUGGGAGAAAAUGAGAUAUGUGGAGAAUCUGGGACACUUGUCAUGGGAGGCCAAAAGGAACUGUCUUUUCUAUAGCCACUUACUACACUUAAUUUUGAUGAAAAUUUUGCGAAAAUUAUUUUUUAAAGAUCAAAAAGUUGUAAGUCAUCAGAAAAAAAAAGAAAUACCAUGCCAAAACGUAAAUAUAAAAGGAUUUCUUUUUUAUGCAUAUAAAAAAGAAUUUAUUGAUAACUUCCAAAGGAGAUUAAUAAAAUAUGCAGUGAAGAGAUGGGAUACUAUACCGUUCUUAUGUGACAAAACUUUGUUCAUAAUUUUUUUAGAAAAUAUUCACGUUCUGUAUUCAACGAAUUAUAAAAUGGGAUUUAUACAAAACGUUUUUUAUUACGCCAAUCUUAUGUUAAAACUGUUGCAGCUCAGGAGGAUAAGAAGUUAUUUGAAGGAAAAUUAUUUUUUUUUUUCAGCCACCUUGUUCUUGACCAGGGCUGCUUGUUUCCGCCUGACCUGUUCAGGCAAAAAGGGGAACUCCCCUUUGAGCCAUAAGGGAAACAUGAUCAGUCCGAUAGGGUUAAACGGGUUAAGCGGGUUAAGCGGGUUAAGUGGGUUAAGCGGCUCUAUGGUGCAACCGACAGACAACGACAACACCGCUCAAGAUAUAAUGACUAAUAAAAUUAUAAAUGAGGUGGAAGUAACUCAUGAUAUGGGUUUAGAAGUAGAGGGGAGUGAGGAGAAGGAUGGUCAGGAAAAAAAGCAUUUUAUGCGAAAACAAUAUGAACAUAUUUAUGGAAAGAAAAAGAUUAAUAAAAGUUGUUGUAAGCAUAAAAUUGAUUUUAGUACGCUGAAGAAUUUUGAAAAAAGAUAUUUAUCUUUUAUAUUAAGCGAAGAGGAAACAAUUUCCAGGGUAAAACAUGUGGAAGAAAAUGAUUAUAUGAACAAGAAAAAUAUUGACGAACCAUUUAACGAUAUUUUAAAAAAAUUGAAUGUGUGUAUAAAAUAUUGCUUACAAAAUCGGAUAUACCAUUUUUUGCAACAGUUUUUAGUGUGGAGAGCUAGGAUAUUUUAUCACUUGGAAUUAUUUCAUGAGUGUUUAUCAGAUGCGAGUAAAGUUGGUUUGAUGAAUUUAUAUGCAAGCGCAAGUUUCGGGGUAGACAACGAUGUUGCAGAAAAUGAUGUAGCAGAAAAAGAUGUUGCAGAAAAAGAUAAUUACUCUUGUUUAAAUUUGAGACUGGCAUGUUUACGGCACCUUAACAUGCUUCACCUGUCUGAUUUAUAUUUAGUUAUGCUUUUAAAAAAUAAUGAAAAUAAUAGCGAUGCUUGCAAACACAAAACCACCUGCACAAAUGCAGAAGAAGGGGACGAGGUGACAAAUCAUGUUUUUAAUAAAAGAAACCAUCUCUAUUCAUGGUGUCGAUCAUUGGAGGACAAAUCCGUUAUGAGUUUCAUCCAUGGAAACCGGAAAAAAAUUCCAUUUAUGAUUUGA